Coffea arabica (coffee) is the source of this 1603-nucleotide messenger RNA. RefSeq lists its product as uncharacterized. Gene Ontology annotation, cellular component: U1 snRNP. Gene Ontology annotation, biological process: mRNA splice site recognition. The record is from RefSeq and is a predicted model, not a curated record. Gene Ontology annotation, molecular function: mRNA binding. Lineage: Eukaryota; Viridiplantae; Streptophyta; Magnoliopsida; Gentianales; Rubiaceae.
CAUAAUAAUAAAACCCUAAUAAUAAAAAUAAUUCUCAUCACUUUUCGCUCCUCAGCAAAAGUCUAAUCUAAAAAUUAGAUUAGAUUGAAAGGGGGCUGCACAUUCCAGUUUAUUAUCUAGGCGGCCUAGAUUAAUCUUGUUUUCUUUUAGUUUUUUUCCAAUCUCAAUCAUGGACGCCCAAAGAGCUUUGCUUGAUGAACUCAUGGGUGCAGCUCGUAAUUUGACUGAAGAAGAGAGGAAGGGGUACAAGGAAAUUACAUGGGACAGUAAGGAAGUGUGCAGCUUCUAUAUGGUUCGCUUUUGCCCCCACGAUUUGUUUGUCAACACAAGAAGUGAUCUAGGACCAUGCCCUAAAAUUCAUGAUCAAAAGUUGAAGGAAAGCUUUGAGAAGUCUCCUAGGCACGACGUAUUUGUUCCAAAGUUUGAGGCUGAGCUGGCUCAUUUCUGUGAGAAAUUGGUUAUGGACUUAGAUAGACGAGUUAGGCGUGGUCGAGAACGUCUUGCUCAAGAGAUUGACGUUCCCCCUCCUCCUCCUAUCCCAGCAGAAAAGUCCGAGCAAUUAGCUGUUUUGGAGGAAAAAAUAAAGAACCUACUGGAACAAGUGGAGUCUCUUGGUGAAGCUGGAAAGGUUGACGAAGCCGAAGCGCUCAUGAGGAAGGUGGAAGUGCUCAAUGCUGAGAAGACAGCUUUAACACAGCAACCUCAACAAGAUAAAGUCUUGAUGAUGGCACAGGAGAAAAAGAUGGCUCUGUGUGAGAUAUGUGGUUCUUUUCUAGUUGCAAAUGAUGCUGCUGAGAGAACUCAGUCGCAUGUCACUGGAAAACAGCAUAUGGGAUAUGGUAUGGUCCGAGAUUAUCUUGCAGAGUACAAGGAAGCUAAGGAGAAGAAAAGAGAGGAAGAAAGAAUAGCCCGGGAAAAAGAAGCAGAAGAAAGGAGGAAGCAAAGGGAGAAAGAGUAUGAAAGCAGACAUGGAAGAAGUGAGUCAUCUGAGAGGGACAGGUAUCGUGAUCGAGAUCACAAUCGGGAACGAGAUCGAUACAGGGAGCGAGAUGGUGACCGUGAAAGAUCUCGAGAGGGGAAUAGCAGAGAAACUCGAGAGGGGGUUAGAGGAUCAGAUUGGAAGUACAGCAGUUCCCGGAAUGGAAGAGAUAGAAGCAGGGAAAGAUACCGCCAGCGUGACAGAAGCCGGUCACGUUCUCCUGUUAGAUAUGGUAACCGGAGAUCAUCCAGGAGUCCAGUCCGUCAAUAUUGAGGACAUUGGAUGGGUGUUUGAAUUUUAAAUGAGAAGAGCUUUAUUGAGACUGUAUCAUCUCCCUAUCAUCGAUAUAUUUAGAGAGAAAAGGUUGAGGUAGGUAUGACUUCGUUGUUGUAACUAUUCAAUGAUCUAUCUAGACUUUGGUUGAUCUAAUUGAUUUAUCAAUCAUCUGUGAUAUGCCUACCAGAGUUCUGGUUCCUUCUUUUUUGGGAUCACUCUGGGAAUCUUUUCUCAAGUAGUUAUAGAACAGAUACUCUAUAUGUGCAUGGAUAUUACUGCUGCUGAAGGAGUUAACAGUUUGAUCAACUGUGAGGUAACAAGUAAAUUUUGAUUUUCUUAACCGUAAAA